Messenger RNA from Closterium sp. NIES-65, 720 nucleotides. The record is from the annotation of a GenBank genome assembly. Lineage: Eukaryota; Viridiplantae; Streptophyta; Zygnematophyceae; Desmidiales; Closteriaceae.
AUGGCCUCUCUCCACCACACACACCUCGUGCGCCUGCUGGGCUUUUGCCUGGACCAGAACGUGGAGACAGGCAAGCAGGAGCAGAUCCUCGUGUACGAUUUCAUAGGCAAUAGGGACAUGGAGUACCAUAUCCACAAGACCAAGCGUCCGCUCUCUCUACGCCAGAGGCUGCGCCUGGCACUGGGAGCAGCAGAGGGCUUGGCGUACCUGCACGGUUUUGACACGCCCAUCGUUCACCGUGACAUCAAGCCCGCCAACAUUCUUGUGACUGAAGACAUGCAAGCCAAGGUGGCUGACUUUGGGCUGCUCAAGCGCCUCACUCACGGCGAUGCUGAUGCCACGCGAGUUGCUGGCACUCCGGGCUAUGUGGAUCCGGAUUACAACCGCACCAAUGUCAUCACAGCCAAGAGUGACGUGUUCAGCUUUGGAGUCGUGCUUCUUGAGCUGCUGAGUGGAAAGUCGCCCCAAGCUAUGAAGCUGGUGGAGACAUAUGAGCUAGAAGAGCUGAGGGACAGCAAGAUGCCGGCGGCAAGUGAAGAGGCUAUAGUGGAACUUGCACACCUGGCUCUGGACUGCAUCAAGUCUCCUGGCACACGGCGACCCACUAUGAAGGAUGUGGCAUACCGCCUCAGUGCCCUCAUUGCCAAGCACUGCCCCGACAAGGAGGAUGAGUGGGAGAGUGCCACAGAAGAAGAGAGUGAAAGCAACAAGGGUAGUUAA